CGCAACACAAAUGCUGCCACUAGCAAUGAGCAGCCUAGCAUCGCUCCUGAGCGAUACUGACCCGGGUGACCCAGACCUUCCGCCAGGAUCACCUCCAACGUAUAAAUUCGAGGGCCCCUGGUUCGCGACACAGUUAUUGCUUGCAUCAUCGAUUGGACUAGUGUCAUUCCUGGUGUUCUCGUAUUUUCGUUCACGAUGGCCAUUGGUAUUCGCUUCACGCACCAAGCUGAAGGGAUUCUCUCCUCACGAAGCUCAUGCCCACUCCGCGUUCUUUGGUUGGAUUUUACCAACCAUUAGAACAUCCGAGUUUACGAUUCUCCAGAUUGUUGGAUUAGACGCAGCGGUGUUACUCAGUUUCUAUAAAACUUCAUUUUACCUGUUCUCUGUAUGUUCCAUCUUUGCGACGGUUAUUUUGAUGCCCAUUAAUUGGAAGAACAACGCAGGAAUUGGCGGUGGUGCAGAUGAUGACGAUAACGAUUGGCCGCAGUGGUCCACUGCGACAUACGACGACCCGUCAUCCCCUAACCGCGACUGGCUCGAUCUUAUCAGCGACGCAAACUCAUACCUCACGGUGCAUUUCCUGUUCACAUACCUUUUCACAAUCCUUGCUCUCUAUUUCCUCUACAAAAAUUACCGACGGUACAUACGUGCUCGACAGCUCUUCUCGUUAGAGCUGGUCCAUUCGAUGCCGGGGCGUACGGUCAUGGUCACCUUGUUACCGCUUCAUCUACGUUCAGAGCGUGCUCUCGCGGAGUACUUCGAGAACAUGGGGUUAAGUGUUGAAAGCGUUUCCGUCUGCAGAGAAGUAACGACAUUAAAAGCUUUGUUGGACGAGCGAACGAAGGCGUUGUUAGAACUGGAGAGCGGCUGGACAAACUACGUCGGUAACCCUAGUGCGGUGGAAUCCUAUGAUCCUUCGGAGAACGUGAUUUCGCAAGUCGAUCCAUCGAUCCUGGAGGGUCAACCCGCCAGAUUGGUUGUCCCUCACCGCAAACGUCCCACUGUUCGACCAGGCUGGUUUUCCGCCAAGGUGGAUGCGCUGGAGUAUCUGGAAGCCAAGUUCAAGGAGGCGGAUGAGAAAGUGAGAAAAUGGAGACGAGUUGGAAAGUUCAAGGCCACACACGUCGCGUUCGUGACCUUUGAAAAAAUGUCCAGCGCGCAAAUAGCAGCUCAGACGGCACACUCUUCGGACCCGUGGCAAAUCAAGACUCGUCAAGCGCCAGAACCACGGGAUAUCGUAUGGGAUAAUAUCGGCACCACCCCAGGUUCACUAUUUGCACGGGAAUUGUUGGUUCUUGGCGCAGUCGGACUACUGCUCUUCUUCUGGGUUCUCCCGAUCACCGCUUUGGCUAGUUUAUUGAGCUAUAAGGAGAUCAAGAAAGUUAUGCCCUGGCUUGGGCAGCUUAUCGACACGAACGACAAAAUUCGAGCGAUCGUCCAGAACUCUCUGCCAUCAGUUGCUAUAAUCACUCUCAAUGCCCUGUUACCGUUCAUCUUGGAGGGUUUGACUUAUUUCCAAGGCUACAAGGCCCGUAGUAUGAUUGAGUACUCGCUAUUGCGCAAAUAUUUCCUGUUCCUUCUUGUGAACGUUGUCUUCAUCUUCCUAUUGGCUAGCACGUACUGGCAACUGGUUCGGGACCUAGCAAACUCACCUGCGAAAAUUCCCGAGAAGCUGGCGGAAGCUCUCCAGAAGGGCCGAGCAAAACACUUCUUCCUGUCCUACGUGAUUCUUCAAGGUUUUGGUAUCAUACCUUUGCAACUGCUCAACCUCGGAGUAAUAAUACCCCGCGUAGUUUUACGGAUUUUCGUGACCAGAACCCCCCGAGAUUUUGCCGAGUUGAACGCGCCUCCUAUGAUCAACUAUGGUGUCGUAUAUCCGCAAGCCAUUCUUAUUUUCGUUAUCACGAUCCUAUAUAGCGUAGUCCAGCCUCUUAUCGUGGUGUUCGGCGCCAUCUACUUCGGGGUGGGAUACCUGGUCUACAAGUACAAGCUCUUGUUUGUCUUUUUCAAGCCAUACGAAUCACAGGGUCAAGCAUGGCCGAUUACCUUUGUUCGACUCAUAUGGGGCAUCGUCAUCUUCCAGGUCUUUAUGAUUGGCAUCCUCACCUUGCGGCAAUGCUACAUUAUGUCUUCCCUUCUGGUUCCGUUGUUGGUCGGUACGGUGGCAUGGUCCUGGUACAUCCAUAGCGCGAUGCGUCCGCUAAGCCACGCAGUCUCUUUGAAUUCUGUGUGUGAAGUGGAGAGAGGCGAGGAAACUGUUGUAACCAGGCUUAGGGAAGAACAUCCAGUGUCACGGUCUCAGAGUAAUUUGAGUCGAAGAAGGUAUGCCCAGAAUGACGACACCCUUUACGUCGCUCCCGAAGACGAAAGAACGGACUAUUCCCAACCACCAAUGGCAAAUUGGUAUUAUGGUGUACUCAAUACUGGAAAACGUCGUUACGGGCACCCUGCGCUGACUGGCGUCCUUCCUGAGCCCUGGCUUCCUUUGAAGAAAGGGCAAAUGCUUGUGAAUGGCCUUCGAAAUGGAGGUUCCAGGGCUGCUGCCGACUCGACACAGGGCAUCGUGCUUAGUCUUCGCAACCGUUAUAGCAUGCUGAGAAACAAGAUUCGGUCGUCCCGUCGGUCGCGUGAUGCUCCCGAUGGUGAGAAUGCCGAGAUGGCUUCACCCGAUGAGGAACGUGGCCACACUUCUGAUAACAGUACCACAAACCCAUGGGCUGGUGCACGCGGUUCCGGGGUUAUUAUGUUACCAGAAGAUGACGGUUGGCUGGAGGAGGAUGAUUCUUCCGGCGAGGACUAUAGCAAUACUAGCCCGCCAUCGGGGGAUGGUCAAGGUAACGUAUCACAGGAGGACCUUGGCAUGUCCGAUGACCACCCACCUUCUACUCCGAUGACUCCGUCGCCUCGGCGCCGUCACGCAACGUACUACCACCACCCUGAUCGUCGCCGGGCGACUUUGCCUGGUGCCUUUCCACAGUCGUGACCAAAGGCAGAUAUGCGACCUCUAGCUUAUGUUCCUGUUAUUGUUCUACCAUACGCGUUAUGUUACUCUGGUUUCCAAGUACCCGAGAAUCGGACAAGUCAUGAUGAGAGUUGUGGAUCACCAUGUACAUAAAAGGCAUUGCAC
Messenger RNA from Pisolithus orientalis, 3127 nucleotides. RefSeq lists its product as uncharacterized. Lineage: Eukaryota; Fungi; Basidiomycota; Agaricomycetes; Boletales; Pisolithaceae. The record is from RefSeq and is a predicted model, not a curated record. Gene Ontology annotation, molecular function: calcium-activated cation channel activity. Gene Ontology annotation, cellular component: plasma membrane. The transcript has 16 exons. The coding region runs from base 11 to 2983 and encodes 990 amino acids.